AGUUUAAUACUCUUAAUUAUACACAGAAAAAUGAAGGAGAACACAAAACUGUUGACCAAAAAAAAAAACUAAAAAACUGUUGUAACAAUUCCGUGAUUAUCUCUCCCGUUUCCUGUGCUGCAUUUUGUUUCUUUAGACCUUUUUUUCUUUCUUUCUUGUAUCAUAUGAUCCUUGUCGUGAAUCGUGAUUAGAUUGGAAUUUUUAUAAUAUUAGUAGCUCUUCUGUUCUUCCUGCAAUCUACUUUUUUUUUCCUUUCUUGUGGGAUUUUUGGAGCUCAAUUUCUAGAAUCUCUUCUCUCUUUCUCAAACCAGCUCCUCCUUUGUUUGAGAAAAAAAAAGAAAUGACUUGUUUCUCUUGUUUGCAUCCUCGAACCAAGGACAUACGAGUCGACAUUGAUACCGCUCGAUGCGCAAAACAAGAUUCAUCAGUUUUUGGUAGUGAUACAACAGGAACAGAGUCGAUGUCGGGUAUUUUAGUAAACGGAAAGGUGAAUAGUCCAAAAACCGGUGGUGGAGCUAAGAGUUUCACUUUUAAAGAGUUAGCUUCUGCAACAAGAAACUUCCGUGAAGUUAAUCUUCUCGGAGAAGGAGGCUUUGGUAGAGUUUACAAGGGACGUCUAGAUUCAGGACAAGUGGUGGCUAUCAAGCAAUUGAAUCCAGAUGGGCUUCAAGGGAACCGAGAAUUCAUAGUUGAAGUUCUCAUGCUUAGCUUAUUCCACCACCCCAAUCUCGUUACACUCAUCGGUUACUGUACUUCUGGUGAUCAAAGACUUCUUGUCUACGAAUACAUGCCAAUGGGAAGCUUAGAAGACCACCUCUUUGAUCUUGAGUCAAAUCAAGAACCAUUAAGCUGGAACACACGUUUGAAAAUCGCGGUUGGUGCGGCUAGGGGUAUAGAGUAUCUUCACUGCACAGCUAACCCGCCAGUGAUUUACCGCGAUUUGAAAUCCGCAAACAUACUGUUAGACAAAGACUUCAGCCCCAAGCUGUCGGAUUUCGGACUGGCGAAACUCGGUCCUGUAGGAGAUAGAACUCAUGUUUCCACACGAGUCAUGGGAACUUACGGUUACUGUGCUCCCGAGUACGCUAUGAGCGGGAAACUAACCGUUAAAUCGGAUAUCUACUGCUUCGGUGUAGUCUUGCUUGAGCUGCUUACCGGGAGGAAAGCUAUUGAUUUGAGUCAAAAGCAAGGCGAGCAGAAUCUUGUUGCUUGGUCACGUCCAUACCUAAAGGAUCAGAAGAAGUUUGGGCACUUAGUGGAUCCCUCUCUCCGAGGAAAAUACCCAAGACGCUGUUUAAACUACGCUAUUGCCAUAGUUGCAUUGUGUCUGAACGAAGAAGCUCACUACAGACCGUUUAUAGGUGACAUAGUUGUUGCACUUGAGUACUUAGUCGCGCAGAGUCAAUCUCAUGAAUCUCGUAACGUCUCCUCUACGUCACCGGAGAUCACAAGAACUCCACUGCAUGGCUCAUAGAAACACAAAAAUCUUGGCUUCUAAUAGUAACAGAGGAAACCGCACUAUGCCACAGUUAAAUAGUAAUAAAUUCUACAUAUACAUAUAUCUAUUAUU
Messenger RNA from Raphanus sativus (radish), 1570 nucleotides. RefSeq names its product probable serine/threonine-protein kinase PBL21. The record is from RefSeq and is a predicted model, not a curated record. Gene Ontology annotation, molecular function: ATP binding; protein kinase activity. The transcript has 7 exons. Lineage: Eukaryota; Viridiplantae; Streptophyta; Magnoliopsida; Brassicales; Brassicaceae. Gene Ontology annotation, biological process: protein phosphorylation. The coding region runs from base 341 to 1474 and encodes 377 amino acids.